CUACACUCAUGAAGAUAACUAUCAAUGUGUCGAUGCUUCCGAAUACAGAUAUGAAAUUGACACCAGCCCUGUACAUAAAUAUAAUGAUUUUAAUACAAUAUUUUCGGUACUUUGGACAGCCGAUCAUGGCCGAGCAGGAUUAUCAAUCACAUACAUACACACGCCGUCGUCCAAAAUGGAAAUAUACAUGUUUAUAGCCUAUGCAAAUAGUACAUUAAUAAGUUUCGCCAAACUAUUGAAAUUUGAAGAUGUUAAGACAAUAACAUUUAAUGAUAUUGGUUUCACAAAAAAUCAAGAAUAUAUGUUAUCGUUAAAAAUGAAAAUGAAUAGUGAUAAUUACUACCGAGGACGCUAUAAUUAUGGGUAUAAUGGAUUUUGGUUUGGAGUUGUACGGAUUGCCGAAUCUUCAAAUUAUGAUGAAGAAGAUGUUCGAAUCGUAUAUGAUUUUGAAGAUGAAGCAAAGUCAUUCGACGUACUUGGAAACUAUAAAACAUAUAAUGAAAUUGAGAGUAAGAAACGGAAAUCGGAAUGUUUAAAUGGUGGAUACAGUGUACCUCCAAUGAAUAAUUGUAUUUGCCCUCCUGGAUUUAUUGGAAAUCUAUGUGAAACAGCAUGUGGACCAAAUUCUUAUGGAUUUGAUUGUAAAGGUGUUUGUUCUAUGCAUUCAUCAGAAAUGUGUCGCGGUAUGUACAUGUGUACGAAAUUCGGAUGCACUUGUCCACCGGGUUUGACUGGACCUUUGUGUAAUAGAGACUGUGAAUUAGGUAAAUUUGGCGCAGAUUGCAAUCAACAUUGUUCGUCAAAUUGUGAUAAUGGAAUGUGUGAUCGAUACACGGGUAUCUGUUCAUAUGGGUGUUCACCACAGUAUGUACUACCACAUUGUUUACAAAAAUAUCCAUAUCUCAUAAAUCCACCGAAACUGCUAUCAAACGAAUACCAGUCAAUAGAAGUAGAAUGUGAUUUCCAAUCUUCUAAUGUAAUGGGUGAAGAUAAAAAUAUUAAGUUGCAAUAUUAUCAAAUGGUUUACAAGACGUUAAAAGAAGAUCAAUUUAUUAGUUCUGAUAUCAAACUCAUUAUUGAAAAUAGUAAUGGAACCAAAGAAACUUUAAGUGAUUUAGAACCAGAUACUGUAUAUUUAGUUGGUGUUAUUUUAAUAACAGAUGAUGGUAAUUUUAAUGAUCAAGAUAUAGUAUAUGGCGAAUUUAAGACGUCAUGUAUACCACCAAAUAUUGAUGAUUUUAAUGUAAUACUUGUAAGUGGAAUACAAAGCAUCAACGUGWCAUGGAAUAAAACAACUACUACUAUGACCAGAUUUGAAUGCAAUAUUAUUGAAUAUUUAUUDAUGUUGUCGUACAAUCAGUCACAGAACCAACUAUCUGGUGUACAGAAAAUAAGAUCAAAUUCAACUAGUGGACACUAUAUAUACGACCUUAUACCUGGUUAUCGUUACAAUAUACAAUUAAUUCUAAAUACAACUAAAGGACAAUUAUUUUCAUCGCCUAUUUAUUCGGCUACUCCACUUUCAGGAAUUGAAUUUAAAGUUAAAGAUAUUUCUUCGAUCGGUGAAAAUGGAAAGAUUAAAGUAUCCUGGAAAUUAGGAUAUAUUUAUGAACGUUUUAAUGUUACGGUAAAAUCAGUAGUAGUUGAACCAGUCACGUGCACUUUAAGAUACAAAAUCAACCGAAUUCUCAGUUGUACUUUGCAAGAAUUAGAAAAUAGUUGGACGUCGGUCACGAUUUCCAAUCAAACUARCUACGAAAUAUUAGACGUAGUGCCUAAUUCACAAUACUUAAUUCAAGUUCUGACCGGUUACAAUAGUCAAACGAUAUACACGUUAACGUCGACUUCAAAACCAAACAUAGCACCAGUUAUCGAUCUCGAAAAACCAAUGUACAUAACAAAUAAUUCCGUAUUUGUUCAAUGGAAAUUUGAUUUUUUUAACUGUUCUAAGUUGAAUGGGUUCUUUUCAAAAUACUUAGUGGAAUUAAAGGAGAAGAGAAAUAAUAGUUUACGAGUAAAUGAAACGAAAAUUCUAGGCUUAGUGAAUGAUUUAAUGGUGUACAAAACAAAUGUGAAAGAUAAAAUGGUUGGACUUCGUUGGUACUAUCCUGAUGAUUCAAAUUUAGAAGGAUUUAUAAUUUCAUUCGACGAUGGCCCUUUUAUCACACACGAAAAAAAUGUUACUAUUGUUCCACCAAACAAGUGUUCAGCUUGGCCAGAAUAUUUCUGUCAUACAUUUUAUGAUUUGAGUUUUAGUAAAAAUUCUAAGUUUAAAGUUCAGGCCAAGUCACUUGAUUAUCCAGGGGGUGGUUUAUCUUCGUCAAUAACUGUUACCAAUAUUGAUGGGUUUCCCGAUCCUCCAAGAAAUACAAAAAUUAUUGAUGUUGGAAAAACAUAUAUUUCUCUUCAGUGGGAUAUUCCAUGGAUAUUCAAUGGUGUAUUGAAAAUGUUUGUAAUUAAUGUAGAAGAAAUAUCAAAAUUGGAUAUGAGCCAGUGUUGUGUUAACAUUAAUCCGACAGAAAUCCCAUUCAACGAAGAAGUACCGUCUUAUAAUUAUACGCUAACGGGGUUACAACCAGGCUCAACAUAUUCAGUUGGUGUGUUAUCCGUAUCAAAAUCGUUGUGGUAUAGUUCUCCAGCAACAAUUGAUUAUUAUGUUAAGACACUUAUAUAGAUGCAUAAAUGAAAAAUGCCAUAAAACAUAUACCUACUAUUAAUCUAUA
Molecule: messenger RNA, 2723 nt
Organism: Diuraphis noxia (Russian wheat aphid)
Lineage: Eukaryota; Metazoa; Arthropoda; Insecta; Hemiptera; Aphididae
Molecular function (GO): protein binding
Source: RefSeq, a predicted model, not a curated record